GACGACCUCGACCUAUUCUUCCACUGCUGGAUCCGUCCGCACUGCCCAGCAUGCCUGUCCCCGUCAAACCCUUAUCCUUGCUCUUGGUGCGCGACGUCUCAGACCUGCGUUCCCAACACUAUCUACCCUUACCCGUUCGGCAUCCUCUCACCUCUCAAGUCCGCCGAAAUAUGCCCCUUGGCAUGGCGGGAGCGGUGGGAAAUGCGCGCCAGGCCGUUUAGUUGUCGGUGCUCGAGCAUGACAUUUGUGAGUGUCGUGGUUGCAGUCCUGACCACGUUGACGAGCCUGUACUUGAUCUGGGCAAGUAUUAGGAUUGCGAGAUGGGCUGGGAGGAAGUGGAGGAAGCGA
Cladophialophora psammophila CBS 110553 is the source of this 348-nucleotide messenger RNA. RefSeq lists its product as uncharacterized. Lineage: Eukaryota; Fungi; Ascomycota; Eurotiomycetes; Chaetothyriales; Herpotrichiellaceae. The transcript has a single exon. The annotation marks the transcript as partial. The record is from RefSeq and is a predicted model, not a curated record.